Molecule: messenger RNA, 3511 nt
Organism: Gavialis gangeticus (Gharial)
Lineage: Eukaryota; Metazoa; Chordata; Crocodylia; Gavialidae
Gene: PLOD1
Product: procollagen-lysine,2-oxoglutarate 5-dioxygenase 1
Exons: 19
Coding region: 1-2277 (758 amino acids)
Biological process (GO): peptidyl-lysine hydroxylation
Cellular component (GO): endoplasmic reticulum
Molecular function (GO): iron ion binding; L-ascorbic acid binding; procollagen-lysine 5-dioxygenase activity
Source: RefSeq, a predicted model, not a curated record
AUGGACGACCACCCGCAAACACCACCAGCAGCGCUGGCAAUGGCCAGCGGCAAUCACGGACCACCAUCCGGAAGCCGUUAUGUCCGCUCUUUUUCUCUUGAAGAGGCCAUGAAGGCGUCAGCAGUGAGCAUCUCUCUCUUCCUCUUCUGCUUUCUUCUGUCUACAGAAAACCUGCUGGUUCUUACAGUGGCCACUAAGGAGACUGAGGGAUUCACGCGUUUCAAGAGAUCAGCUCAGUUCUUCAACUACAAAAUCCAGGUGCUGGGUCUGGAUGAGGAGUGGCAUGGUGAAGAUGACAAGGCGGCAGCUGGGGGUGGGCAGAAGGUGCGUCUCUUGAAAUCAGCCCUGAAGCAGCAUGCAGACAAGGAGGACUUGAUCAUCCUGUUCACAGAAAGCUAUGAUGUGCUCUUUGCAUCGGGCCCUGCAGAACUGCUGAAGAAGUUCAAACAGGCCAAGAGCAAGGUGGUUUUUUCAGCAGAGAACUUCAUCUAUCCUGACCGAAGGCUGGAAGCCAAGUACCCCCAGGUGCGAGAUGGCAAACGCUUCCUGGGCUCUGGAGGAUUUAUAGGUUAUGCUCCAAAUUUGAACAAGUUGGUGGAGGACUGGAAAGGACAGGACAAUGAUAGCGACCAGCUCUUCUACACCAAUAUCUUCCUGGAUCCAGAGAAAAGGGAAAGUAUUAACAUCAGCUUGGAUCAAAGAAGCCGGAUCUUCCAAAACCUGAAUGGAGCAUUAGAUGAGGUGGUUCUGAAGUUUGAAAAUUCCCGAGUGAGAGCAAGAAAUUUACUGUAUGACACCCUCCCUGUGAUGAUUCAUGGCAAUGGACCCACCAAGCUGCAGCUGAACUACCUGGGAAAUUACAUACCACGGAUCUGGACAUUUGAGACAGGCUGCACUGUGUGUGACGAAGAUGGAAGAAGUCUCGCCGGGUACAAGGAUGAGGAGUUGCCCUUCAUUCUGAUAGGGAUUUUUAUCGAGCAGCCUACUCCCUUCUUCUCCCAGUUCCUUAAGAGGCUUCAGACCCUCCACUACCCAAAGAAACAGACUCAGCUCUUCAUUCACAACCAUGAGGAACAUCACCGGUUACAGGUGGACACGUUUGUCAAGGAGCACGGCAAAGAGUAUCGCGCCAUCAAAGUGAUUGGGCCAGAUGACCAGUUGGAGAAUGCUGAAGCCCGUCACCUGGGCAUGGAUUUGUGCAGACAGGACCCCAGCUGUGAGUAUUACCUCAGCCUGGAUGCUGAUGUGGUUCUGAAGAACCCGGAGACUGUGCGGAUCCUGAUUGAACAGAACAAACAGGUGAUUGCCCCACUGGUGAGCCGUCAUGGGAAGUUGUGGUCAAAUUUCUGGGGGGCCCUGAGCCCUGAGGGAUACUAUGCCCGCUCGGAGGACUACGUGGAUAUCGUUCAAAGGCGGAGGGUCGGGAUCUGGAACGUUCCCUACAUUUCCAGCAUCUAUCUGAUAAAAGGCAAAACCCUGAGAUCUGAACUCGACCAAGGAAAUCUCUUCCAGAGUAGCAAGCUGGAUGCAGACAUGGCUUUCUGCCAGAAUGUCCGGGAUCGGGGGGUCUUCAUGUUCCUGACAAACCGGCAUCUGUUUGGACACAUACUUUCUCUGGAGAAUUAUGAAACAACUCAUCUCCACAAUGACCUCUGGCAGAUCUUCAGCAACCCAGAGGACUGGGAAGAAAAGUACAUCCAUGAAAACUACACAGCAGCCCUGAAAGGGAAGCUUGUGGAGAUGCCUUGCCCAGAUGUUUACUGGUUCCCUAUAUUCACUGACACUGCCUGUGAUGAGCUGGUAGAAGAAAUGGAGAAUUUUGGCCAAUGGUCUGCUGGAGGGAAUGUGGACAACAGAAUACAAGGAGGAUAUGAAAACGUCCCAACUAUUGACAUUCACAUGAACCAAAUAAAGUUUGAAAGGGAGUGGUACAAGUUCCUUCUGGAAUACAUUGCUCCCAUCACAGAGAAAUUGUACCCAGGCUACUAUACUAAGACGCAAUUUGAGCUGGCCUUUGUUGUGCGUUACAGACCUGAUGAGCAACCUUCCUUGGUGCCUCACCAUGAUGCCUCUACCUUCACCAUCAACAUUGCCCUGAACCGUGUAGGAAUAGAUUAUGAAGGAGGAGGUUGCCGGUUUCUGCGCUACAACUGCUCUGUACGAGCUCCUCGGAAGGGUUGGACACUCAUGCAUCCAGGACGCCUGACACAUUAUCAUGAGGGUCUUCCGACCACAAAAGGGACCCGUUAUAUUGCAGUGUCUUUUCUUGACCCCUAGAGCUAGGCUCCACAAGAAGGACUUUUCCCCAGCACCCCUCACUGCUGAGUGGGAGCAGGGAAUGCUGCUGAGAGUCUCUGAAGCAUCGAUCAAAGCUAUUUGGAUGAUGAUUUCUAAUUCUGUUUUAAGACUGCUGUUGGAAGCUCUCUCCUGUCACACUGCAGGUCAUGCCUAGGGGCCUAGCUAUAGAAUUUGGAUGGGGAUUCUUUGUGCCUUCCUUUCCCAUGUUACUCAUGAUUUGCUAUUUCUUGGAAGUGCUGUUUACUUGGACUCUUAGGCAUUACUUUCCAAAGUGUUUUCUUGGACAGAAAAUCCAGUUGUAUGGAGGCAGGUCACCUCUUUAUUCUUCCCACCAGCCCGUCUCCCAAAGAUCCAGAACUCUGUUUCUGUCCACCAUGUACACAGGAACAGACACUAGGGAAUAAUUUCUGAACACUACUCCAACCAUAUGUUAGGUGUCAAGUCAUGGAGCUGGCUCCAGUAUUGGGGAGCAGCAUCUUAGUAGUUAAAAUACUGAAUGAAUCUGAAUAGCCAGAGCCUGAAGUUCAUCUUCUUCAUACCUCUUUGAAGUUAGUUGAUUGUUAAAUACAGCAAUGAUGGUAACACAUGUAGAUCCUGUUAGCCAAACUGUAGUUAGAUUAUGUCAUUCUACUUCUGGGUUUAGGUGAAAGAUCUCAUCCUAACUUUUUUUGCUGCAGCUAGAAGGAAAUUUGCAUGCUUCACCAAACUGUGUGUCUGUGGGUAUGUGUAAGUGACCUCUUAGAAAGGGAAUGCUAUGUAGAACAGGAUAUUUGAGAUAUUUAGUACUGAAGUCUUUCACUUCUGUUACUGGUUCAGAUCUAUCUCAUAUUUAUGUCAAAAGUUGUAAACUUCCUGUAGCUGUUCAUAAAAUCAUAGGAAAGUAGGGCUGGAAAGGACCACAUGAGGUCAUCUAGUACAACCCCUGUUCACUGGCCUCUCCAAAAUGUCCUUGAUGGUGUCAAUCCAGUUCCCAGGUCAAGUGUCCAUAUUACAUUGAACAUUGACUGGCCUCCUGGAUCUACCCUAAGUGGGCCAUUAAGUUGUUUUUUCACAGCUAGAGGAUAUUAUUUCCGAUCAUCACUUAAAUAUUCCAAAAUAUUACAUACGUAUCUCCCUAAAAAAUGUUGGUUUUGUUACUGGAGGUAUGGCUGGAAAGUGUUCAAUACUAGGGUGAAGUGUUUGGGAUAAGAAUUGAUAUAGUAUAGAAUAGAAU